AGGAAUGUCUUCAUCCAGAAUGCCCCUUCAGAUCCUGCUAAUCUGCUGGUGCGCCCUGAAGUGCGGGCCCUGUCUCCGGCAUAUGCCAAACCCGAGAACCCAGCGGAGUACUCGUGGCGGUGUCUGGAGACAUAUGAGCCGGGUAAUGCCUUGAUGGAGCGCACCAACUGCAUGUGGGCCAUUCGCUUGUUGUCAGUGCUGUUUGGUCACUCUCAGGGCUCCACCAGAGAGCACUUUUUUCAAAAAGUACGAACAGUGACCCGCCUCGCUCUCUACAGGGACUUUCCUGAACCAGGAGAUUCCACCUAUGUAGGAACAGAAACCAUUUCAAUUACCCGUCGUUUGCCACACCCUUCGGGCAGCAGGUACCGCUUGGUGUUUGUCUUCAGCACCCCAGAAGACAGCUGGACACAUGCAUCCUUGUGUCGCCAACACUUCCCUGCUUUCACUGACAUGUUGCGCAAGAUGUUCGAGAGGGUGGUGAAUGGCCCCGGCUUCCGUGAUAUGCGGGAGGCUGAUGCAAAGAUGUACUUGGUCCUGUCCAUGCGAAACUUCAAUCGUGGACACCCUCUGGUCCCGCAAAGAGAUCCUUCUUCGGAUGAAUCUAUCGAUGUUUCGGCUGGCGAACACAUUGGCUUGGUGUCUUGGACCCGUUUCAAGUCUGAUGAGAAUUUCCCCUUGAGUGAGUACAUGCGGGUCUUCAUGGAGCGACUGGGGUACCAGUUGAAGAUCUUUGGGGUCAUGGAUGGUCGCAAGCUUGUCCCCUACCAGUGUGCCGUUGUGCGGCAGGAGUGGGAUGAGUUGAAGACAGCUUUCUAUCAGGCUUUCAAGGUGCAGAAAGCCGCCUACCGCCAUGGCAAUGGAGGAAGCAAGAGCCCCAGCUUGACUGAAGAUGCUUCCCCCCGUUUCUUGCCUGGUGUCCAUCAGGGUGAGCUGCAAGCUCCACCAAAGCUCUUCAACACCACGGUGCGCAAGACAUUUGUUGAGCUCGAGGAGGAAAGGCCGAAGCGGUCCACGCAUUUGAAGCGGAGCCUCUCCACAGGGGAAGUGAUGACGUGCUUUGUGUAGAGCUUAAUUUGGCUACUGCUCUGCCAGUAGAACAUUUUGUUUGGCCGAUUGUGGGGAAUUUUUUGAG
Molecule: messenger RNA, 1135 nt
Organism: Cladocopium goreaui
Lineage: Eukaryota; Dinophyceae; Suessiales; Symbiodiniaceae
Source: the annotation of a GenBank genome assembly